UUCCAUGAGGCCCGCCUCAGCGGCAGCGCCCUUCCCAGUCUCAGAUCCGCGUCGUCGCGGCCCCUCCCCCUCUCCCGUGCGCUGCGUCCCCCAAUUCCCGCUCCCCACGCACCCAGACACGCCGAGCGGGAGAGGAAGCGACAGCCAGCAGCCGAGGCGGCCAGCGCCAGCGCUGGCAUGACCACUCCCACUCCCAGUGGCGACGGCUCGCCCCCGGGCUCCUCCGACCUCGUGCCCCCUUCCUACCCCGAGAUGAUCGUCGCCGCGAUCACCGCCCUCGCCGAGGAGAACGGCUCCAGCCAGGCCGCCAUCGCGCGCCGCAUCGAGGCGCAGGCCCGCGGCGACCUGCCGGCCUCGCACCCGGCGCUCGUCGCCGCCCACCUCUCGCGCAUGUCCGCCGCAGGGGAGCUCGUCGCCGUCGCGGGGGGGAAGUACGCGCUGCCCCCGCCGCCGGCGCAGCCGGCGCCGGAGUCACCGGCUGACGACGGCGAAGACGAUGACUGCGCUGACGAGGUGGACGAGGAAGAGGAGGCGCCGGAGCCUCUGCCCGUGCCUGUGCCGCAGCCGCCCGCCAAGCGCGGGCGUGGGAGGCCCCCGAAGCCGCGGACCGCGGACUUACGAUGCAUAGCAAAUACUCCUCUGGAUGAAGAAAGUGCAUUAUCUCAAAUGGUUACCUGCAUAGAAGAUCUCCAAGAAAUUGUCAACUGCAGGAAGCAUGAGUCUCUCACAGUGCAGACAUUUGGAACACGAAUAGAAAAACUACACAGGGAGAAGUAUCUGCAGCUCUGUGACUCGGUUGAUAUGGACAAGGUUGAUUCAACAAGCACCAUAAUGGAUGAGGAAGACGACGUUGUUCGUAGCUUGCGCGCAAGUCCUGUCCAUCCAAUCAAGGAUCGCACUUCAAUUGAUGACUUUGAAAUCAUCAAACCUAUUAGCCGUGGAGCAUUUGGACGUGUUUUCUUGGCCAAGAAAAGAACUACGGGAGACCUUUUUGCUAUAAAGGUUCUUAGGAAGGCAGAUAUGAUUCGGAAAAAUGCUGUCGAGAGUAUAUUGGCUGAACGUGAUAUAUUGAUUACAGUCAGGAACCCUUUUGUGGUACGGUUUUUCUAUUCGUUUACCUCACGGGAUAAUUUGUAUCUGGUCAUGGAGUACCUGAAUGGAGGGGACCUUUACUCAUUACUGAGGAAUUUAGGGUGCCUGGAUGAAGACGUUGUUCGUGUGUAUCUUGCAGAAGUUGUACUAGCUUUGGAAUAUUUGCACUCUAUGCACAUAGUCCAUAGGGAUCUAAAGCCUGACAACUUGUUGAUAGCCCAUGAUGGACAUAUUAAGUUGACAGGUUUUGGGUUGUCCAAGGUUGGUUUGAUUAACAACACAUAUGAUCUGUCUCGCCCUGUUGUUAGUGGGGCUUCACUGUAUGGAGAUGAUGAGCCUCAGAUGAAUGAAUUCGAGCAAAUGGAUCACCGAGCACGGAGACAAAAUCGUUCUGCUGUUGGAACUCCUGAUUAUUUAGCACCAGAAAUCAUUUUGGGGACAGGACAUGGUUGCAGUGCAGAUUGGUGGUCCGUUGGUGUCAUUCUAUUUGAGCUCAUUGUUGGCAUACCUCCGUUCAAUGCAGAACACCCCCAGACAAUUUUUGACAAUAUUCUGAAUUACAAAAUACCUUGGCCGCAUGUCCCGGAAGAGAUGAGUUUUGAUGCACAAGAUUUAAUUGACAAAUUAUUGACCGAAGAUCCUCAUCAACGACUAGGAGCAAAUGGCGCCUCAGAGGUUAAACAACAUCCAUUUUUCAAAGACAUUAGCUGGGAUACCCUUGCUAGGCAGAAGGCUGCCUUUGUUCCCUCCUCAGAUAAUGCAUUUGAUACUAGCUACUUCACCAGUCGCUAUUCCUGGAAUCCAUCAGAUGGAAACAUAUAUGAAGCAUACGAGUUUGAGGAUUCCAGUGAUAAUGGAAGCCUUAGUGGAAGCAGUAGUUGUCUGAGCAACCGCCAAGAUGACAUGACGGAGGACAGCGAUGGCCUCAAUGAGUUUGAAUCUAGUGCAAAUGUCAAUUAUUCUUUCAGCAACUUCUCGUUCAAGCGUGCAGCGGUUGGAUCACCGUCUAAAAGUUCAGAAUGCUUGCUUGCACGCUUGCACCUAAGACCUGCUUGCACAAUAUUCGUUCCCUAUUUGUAAAUAUCAACAUUUGCAAUUGCAAUGUUAUCGCAAUAGCAAUUGUAGUACUGCUGUACCUGUGAGCCAGAUCUUGAAUGCUACAAAGGCAGUAUCCUUUCUUUUUAGUAUGAUGAUAUAUGCAGCUCCUGCGUGUUUGAGACAAAAAAAAAAUGUUGCCAUCCAUUGAUAACUUCCCUAGAAAAUUGUACCACAACAUUCCUCUGACAUCAUCUUCGGUGCAGAAUCAUGCUUCCAUCAAUUAUGAUAUGUUCACCAAAGGAUUGAAGGAUGAUCCACCGCCAAGAACUGAAACGUAGCAAUCAAUCCAAAUUUGGACUCUCAUCCGAGUAAUCAAACAGUCUACAAGGUGCUCGCGCGAUAUCAAAGUGUGAGGCAUGGUCUGUUCCAAUUGAGGCUGUUCCUACAUCUCCCGGAGCCGAGUACAGUUUUGCUGUUACCUUGUUUUCAUGACCAAUUGACAUGCCAUCAUCAGUGAAUCACCCUUGACCGAAUUGGGCAGAGCGCUGUCUUUUUGUUCCCCUUUGCUUUUUUUUUUAAAAAAAUCAGUCCAUUAUGAGCCUUGGGUUUGCGGAGAUUGGCCCAGGUUACUGUAUUCAGAAUACAACCCCUGAAGAUGUAGGUGGGUUUUAGGAAAUUGCCAUUCUGGCAUUUAUAGUUGACGAUGGUUUGUUAAGCUGGUAGCCCGCUGGAUUUCCUGCGGCCAGAAAUGUUCACAGCAUUUUUUAUGGCCAUGGGAUACAUCAUUUUGCUAAAUGUGUCCAGUGUCCCACAGAAUCUGGGACAUUAUAAGAAUAGGAACCGAUUGAGGCUGGUGCUGUUUGUUUCAACAGAGAGUACGGGAACGGUAAAUGCAACUAGCAAACGGUGAUAAUUGUUGCAAAGGAAUAAAAACGCUCUCUGUUUGGUUCA
Zea mays is the source of this 3081-nucleotide messenger RNA. Its product is annotated as putative AGC protein kinase family protein. The transcript has 15 exons. Gene Ontology annotation, cellular component: nucleosome. Lineage: Eukaryota; Viridiplantae; Streptophyta; Magnoliopsida; Poales; Poaceae. The record is from RefSeq and is a predicted model, not a curated record. The coding region runs from base 178 to 2172 and encodes 664 amino acids. Gene Ontology annotation, biological process: peptidyl-serine phosphorylation; nucleosome assembly; intracellular signal transduction. Gene Ontology annotation, molecular function: DNA binding; protein serine/threonine kinase activity; ATP binding.